AAUCCUUUUAUAUUAUUGUUCACUUAUAUUCAUUCAUCAAGGCCUUUGGGUCCUGAAGGACAGAAUUUACCUCCAAACAGAAAAAUGGAGAAAACACAUUUAUUUUGCAAGACAGAAGAAAGUAUCAAUGUAUCAGUUCAUGACUCUGAUUCUUCCACAACUAACUUAUCAUCAAGAAACAUUGAAAGCAAGAAAUACAGCAAAAUUUCUAAAACAGCAGGGAAGAAGAAUACAUCUGACACUAAAGCCUUUGUCCCAGAGUAUAAAAGAAUAUAUGAAACAUCAUUAUUCCUGUAUAGAGAAGAAAAAUCCACUGAGUUGUCAGGAUCAAAGAAAUUCAAGAAAAAGAAAAGUUUACAAGUACAGUUUCAUAGUAAAAGAACUGAGAUUGCCUCUCCCUCCCUGAAGCUGUCAAAAGAGAAGAUGACUGGGAAAGAAAGCACUUCACACAAGGUGCCCUGCCAGUUUGGUAGUCACAAGACUUCACUUCCUCUUCCUACAACUUCCUCAACUCCUCGGAGGAAGGAGCCAAUUUCUAACCUUUACAUGACAUUAUAUGAACAAAUGCCUGAAGGAUCCCUAAAAUUCCAAGAAUUAAGUGCACUUCCUAAAGCCUGCAUAAUUUUUAGUAAAGUUCGACAGGGUAAGAUUUACGUGAAUGACUUGCCAAUGAUCCUUCACAACUUGAAGAUUUCCAUGAGUGACUCAGAAAUGCGACAGGUUCUGAAGACUGUUGACAUUGAUGUUAAUGGAAUACUGGAUUUCACAGGUUUCCUUAAGGCCAGGAAUGAUGCUUCUCAAUUGGCCUCUCAGGAUCCAGAAUUUCAAAAUGUCUUGAAGACUUUUUCUAAGAUGAAAGAUGGUCGUGUGGCCGUUGAUGAAGUAGCUGCUUUUUUGGAUAGCAUGGCUCUUCCAGUAAACCCUGAGACACUCAAGGACAUAAUAAAUCACUCUUACGUGGACAGUAACCACACGGUGGAUAUUGGGGACAUUAUAUUUACUCUGGAUGAACUGCAACAACAGUAUGAAGAUGUUUCAAUUAUGGAUGAAGCCACUUCAAGUAAACGAUUAUCAAAUAUACCAGGACAUCAUGUGCAACCUAAGAAGAAAAGCAGUUCAUUUUCCAGAUUGUCCGAACCUCUCACAUCAAAAAAGCUGAAUGUACCUCCCUUCCAGUAUCACAGUAAAUCCUUGGAGAAACAUAAUGAGCCUGAAUUUAAACGAUCAAAAACUUCCUUACAGACAAAAAGAUUCUCAAGCAGGGUUGACAGCGAUCAUGUGGGAUUUCAGGAACCAUCCUUAAAGAGUCAAGAUUCAAAGUCUAAGCUAUCUAUCUUGAAGAGUACUUCAAGCCUCGAUAAGUUUCCGGAUAAAACCGAUACUUCUAAGUUUCCAGAUAAAAGCGAUACUUCUAAGUUUCCGGAUAAAAGCGAUACUUCUAAGUUUCCGGAUAAAAGCGAUACUUCUAAGUUUCCAGAUAAAAGCGAUAGUUCUAAGUUUCUGGAUAAAAGCGAUACUUCUAAGUUUCUGGAUAAAAGCGAUACUUCUAAGUUUCCGGAUAAAAGCGAUACUUCUAAGUUUCUUCCAGAUAAAGGCGAUACUUCCAAGUUUCCAGAUAAAGGCGAUACUUCUAAGUUUCUGGAUAAAAGUGAUACUUCUAAGUUUCCGGAUAAAAGCGACACUGCUAACAUCCCAAAACUUGAGAAGCUAACUGUGAGAAAGCAGUCCAGCUCCCUAAAACCAGUUUCACCUAAGGAAAAAGCUGUAAAUAGUACCUUAGAAAGUGUCCAGGAUGCUAUCAGUAAGCUUCAAGGAGAUUACAUUUCACCAGAGGAACUUCUGUCUGUUUUACCCGUGGUAGAGAUUACCUUAUCAGACAAAGACUUCCAGAAAAUUGUGCCGGAGACUACUAAAAUUGAAAGUGGAAUGGUGAAUUUAGAUGACUUUAUUAUGGCAGUCUCCAAGGAGCAUAAUAUUCCCGAAUAUGAUGCAUUGAAUGAUGCCAUUGAGGGUGCUAAUAAAAUUCAGAAUGAAAAUGUUGCUUAUGAGGAUCUAGACACUUGUCUUCAAAAUUUUGGAGUUUACCUUCCUAAGCCAGAACUAGAGAAGAUCAAAGAAUUAACAGGAGUUGAUGAAACAAAACAAGUGAAUUUAAAAGAAUUUAUUGAUAACAUGAUGAGCAACACGGAAUGCUUCUCUCAAAAUUUAUUGUUGCCGGAUGCUGUUGACAUCCUCCACAAUCUCGGCAAGGACAAGAUGGAUGUUUCUCGCUUGUGGGACACAUUGUCUAGUUCGAAUAGUCAUUUAAAAAAGGAUGAAUUCUUAGAUGCAGUGAAAUCAGCCAUAGUUGAUGGUGACAAAGUACAACUCGAAGAAUUUUCAAAAGCAGUAAAGGAUAUACAGGACACCCGCAGGUUAAAAGAGUUUCAGGAGAUAGCCUCAGUUCUUAGUUCACUUAAAGGCGAGACGAUAGCUCGGGAGAACUUGGAAGAUUUUCUAAAAAAUCUUGGGAUUACGUCAUUUAACGAAGAAGUGGAGAAAAUCCUUCAGUCAGACAUUGUUGCUGACAACAGGAUGAAUGUUAAAGACUUUAUGAAAGCUUUGAAAGACACCCUGAAAUUUUCUAACUAUACUGCAUCAAAAGAGGCCAUUAAUAAGCUGGACUCCAUGAAAGGAAGUUCUUGGUCUGAUAAAGACAAAUAUUUGGGGGGACUGGAAAAUGUCGAGGGUCUGAAAAAGGAAGUGUCAUCUCCACACCUGAAGUUACCAACAGUAGGUGAGAUCAAAGAAGCUGCUGACAUCUUGUCACAUGUUGAUAAUGGCAAGAUCUCUAUGUCUGACUUGCAGCGUGCCUUGAAAUGUUUGAAUGCUAAUUUGACCGAAGAAGACUUCAAUAAAGCUCUUGAACGUUGUGAUACCAGUGAUAACAUGGAGGUGGACUUAAAAGAUUUCUUAAUGGAAACGAAAAGUAUGCCAAGCUUUAAAGACUCCAUAGUCACACAGGUACUCCUAACCACUCCCCAAGUUCUCCAGAAGGAUCUACUUGAUGUCUCUGACUUCAAGAAGUUAUUGGAGAAUGAUGGCCUUCAUUCAGCUGAAGCCACACUGACUGAAGUGUUGAAAAAUGUUCCUGAGCAUGAAAAGGGCAAAGUUAGCAUUCAAGACUUUCUGACCACGUUUGCAGAUACCUUGAGAACUCUAAAAUCUGAAGGAGAGAAAGAGAGACUUUACAACACCAAAAUUGACAGAAAUGAUCUUAAUGCCAUUUCUGACAUUAAGCAAAGUUUAGAUGCUAUAAGAAUCCACCUAACAGAUGACGAAAUACAGAAGGUGUUGGAUAACACUACUCCUUCUAGUGAUGUGGUACAGUUUAAGGAUAUCAUCAGAGAACUGGCCAACAGUGAUAUAUUUAAUGAGUGCCGGAGAAUAGAGGACACAUGCAAUGUUGUCGAUAGAAUCACUGAUGGAAAAAUUGAAGUUAAAGCCCUUUUACCUGCCUUGGAGAGCUUCAAGAAAUCUUUACAGGAGAAAGGCCAGCCUGGGGUGUUUCCGACUUCUGAGAUGGAUGAAAGAGAAGUGGUCUUAAAAGAAACAAUUGGUUCUUUUGUUGACUCAUCUAGCCCAGCAACAUCAUUCAGCAGUUUAUUGAAAGAGAUUACAGCUUUUGAUAAUAUCAGAAAUAAUACAAUGCCUGCAAAUGAACUGAUCUCCAAUCUCAGGAGUGCUGGAAUUCCAAUAAGCUACAAUACAAUGCAGGAGAUCCUGAGACAGGCCUCGUUCAAUGAAAAUGAUGAAGUAAGUGUCAAACAGAUUUUGGAGAACUUAAGUACACAUAAACCAGAUUCUGUAUUGGAAGAUAUACAAACAGCCCUUAAUACUGCCAAGUUGAUGAGCUCUGACAAAAUUCAAGUUGCCAACUUAAAAGAUGCUUUUAGUGACCUCAAUAUUCCUUUAAGACCCAAGGAACAGCAGAUGUUAGAGAAAACGCUUAAUGCUGAUGAAAAUGGAGACAUUUCCCAAAGGACUGCUCUUUUAGCAUUGAAGAGCAAUAAGCGUCUACAGGAUUUUAGAGAGGCUAAUGAACUUGCAAAGGCUCUGAGCAAACUCACCAGUGGAAAAAUUAGUAUCGAUGAUAUGAGACUUAUUUCCAAAGGCCUGGGACUUCAUGUUCCAGAUGAAGAAUUACAGAAGUUGGAAUCAAACAUUUCUGUUGAUAAGGAGGGGAAUGUGGAUUUAAAAGAUUGGCUGACUAAGUUGAAAGAAACACCAUAUUUCACUAAAAGUUCAAAAAUGCAAGGUCCCUUGAAAACUCUGGCCUCCAUUAGGAGAAAUGAGGCAAGUUCUGAUGAUGUACUCUCCAUUUUGAAAAAUAUGGGAAUUGUGUUACCCCAAGAUGUGAUUGAGACAGCCCUGAACAACGUGACACCCAGGGAGAAUGGGACAUUGGAUUUAGUAGAGUUUCUGAACCAUUUGAUCAAGUCACAACUUUCAUCUGCCCCUGAAAGAGAAAAGAUUGAUGCCAGUACUGUAGAUGAAGUUUUGAAAGACAUGGACCUAACACUCAAUGGAGAGGAGGAGCAGAUUCUGUUUGAACACUUUCCAGCUCCUGAUGAUGAAGAAGUGGAUAUGGAAACAUUUAUCGGGGCUGUGAAGAUGCUCAAAGUAAAAGUUGAUGUUGCUAAUCUGCACAACUUCCUGGAUGAUAUGGGUGUUGAGCUUUCUGGUGAAGACUAUGACGAACUAGUAAACCAUCUCCCUGUCCAUGUUGAUAAGAAGAUAAGUCAGCUUGAGCUGAUAGAUACCAUCAAGACUUUUAAAAGAGGAAAGGUUGACACCACAAAAUUAGACAAUGCCCUGGAGAAGAUGGGAGUGGAACUCACAAACAAAGAAUUGCAGCAUCUGCAAGAACAUCUGCCAGUUGACACUGAUGGAAAGGUACAUCUAAAUAUACUUCUGGAUGAAAUUGAUCGUCUUAAAAAAGAAAAGGAGAAGAUUGAUGUCAGUGACCUUGACACCAUUUUGGAGAAAAUGGGAAUGGAUUUCUCUGACGAAACAUCUGGAGGAGUGGCACAGAAUUGGCAAGUUCAACUUAGCAAACCACUGGGUGCAGUUCCACGUGUUUCAGGUAAGAAGAGCAGACAAACCGUCAGCAUAGACUUGGUUGAACUGAAUCUCACAGCUGACUUUUAA
Molecule: messenger RNA, 5190 nt
Organism: Peromyscus eremicus (cactus mouse)
Lineage: Eukaryota; Metazoa; Chordata; Mammalia; Rodentia; Cricetidae
Gene: Efcab13
Product: EF-hand calcium binding domain 13
Exons: 45
Coding region: 85-5190 (1701 amino acids)
Molecular function (GO): calcium ion binding
Source: RefSeq, a predicted model, not a curated record